AUGGUGUUUGAUGCUGGGGUCGAGGAUCAUAUGUCAAUAGAUGCAGACGGACGCGGGUUUUACAUCUUUGAGGACGACUCAGGAAGUACGCCUGCUCGUGUGCGAUCUUCAUCGCGUUAUCCAACGGGAACUACAUUCUCAGGAGACGUGAUGAUCCCCAGUGGUGCAACGAGUGGCAUUGUGUCAUCUUUCUACUUGUCCUCACUAGAAGGAAGCACAACGCAAGAUGAGAUUGACUUCGAAUGGCUUGGCAAGAACAACAUGCAGGUUCAGACAAACUACUACGUCAAUGGAGUUGGUGGACACGAGCUGGUCGUUGACCUAGGAUUCGACGCCAGCCAGAGCUUCCAUACCUACGCCAUUACAUACGACGAAGACAAGAUUCAAUGGUUCAUUGAUGGCGAGCUCGUGCGCACGGUGUUGAAAUCCACGAGCAGCAGCUUUCCCUCUAUGAACGUCUAUUUAUACUCCAGCUUGUGGAACGCUUCUUUCAUUAACGGGGGCUCGUGGGCUGGAGUUAACAGCGAUCCUACCAAUGCCGCUUACACGAUUGCUGCCAAGAAUAUAAACAUUCAGUAA
This is a messenger RNA of Closterium sp. Yama58-4, 579 nucleotides long. The record is from the annotation of a GenBank genome assembly. Lineage: Eukaryota; Viridiplantae; Streptophyta; Zygnematophyceae; Desmidiales; Closteriaceae.